Messenger RNA from Dimorphilus gyrociliatus, 3360 nucleotides. NCBI's taxonomy places the organism in Eukaryota, Metazoa, Annelida, Polychaeta, Dinophilidae. The record is from the annotation of a GenBank genome assembly.
AGAUAUUGAGCUCUAGCCGUCUAAAGCUGACUAAAGGUACAGCUUCCUUCCUCAUUAGAAGUACAUAAGGAAAAUUGUCAAAGUUACAAAAUGGAUGAAAUGAUUGCGGCUGAUUUAACUCUAUACACUAACCCACUAAAUUCGGCUUUAGCUGAUAUUGGCAUUAAAAAACCGGACAAAAACGACGAAAAAGAAAAUGAAAAAACUGAUAUUGUUGCUGCCGAUCUGACUCAAUACGAUAGUCCUUUGGCAGAUAUAGAAAAAGGAUUUAAGAGAAACGAUAAACAAGAGAAAGUUGACGAAACACCCAAAGAAACUAUUAACGAAACGGAACAAGAGGAAUUAAAUCCUACAACAAAAUCUACUCCAAAUCUAAGACUGACACCGAAUAAGGGUUCCAAUCCGAAAUUAAGGAGACAGAGUGAAGGAACAAAAGUUAAAAAGGUAAGAAAAUGAUAUAUAAUUACGUGAUUAUUGACUAAAUUAGGGUAGGUAUAAAUGGUACCUAAAACCUAACAAGCGAAAAUUGAUUAUUAGUUAGAAAGAUAUUUUAAGUCUGCACUAUAAACCUGUAAACUGCAUUGAAUAAAUAGGAUGAUUAAAUGUCUCCGUAUCUAUGGAAUGAGGUUAAUAUUUUUAUUUUGUUUAUGAGUUAUCUCUUUCAAAGACAAAUAAAAGGAAAAGUUUAUCCCACAACGAGGACAUAUUUUAUAUAUUCUUUAGAUGUAUAGGAUAGAAAUGCAAAAAAGAGAACAGCACAAAUACAUCAUAGAAUUUUAUCAAAUAAUUUUCUUAACAUUCGAAUGGAUAUAGAAUAAAAAAUAUUGUCAAUCAGAAUCUAUAGGUAAAUUCUUUUGAUAUGGACCAAUCAACGCUUUGAAUUAGGAAUUAUAUUUUAUAUUAUACCUCUCUUUUUCAGAGAUUACCUGGGAACAAGUGCACUUAAUUACCCAUCUGAAUGUUAUAUAUUAGCUGAAGACUACUUUAGAAAGUUAUAGCUCAGAAUCUAAUUUCUCUAGACACAAUCUCUUCUACAACCUAAAGGAAAUGAGGAUCCUCUCAAAGACUUUUAAAUACGCCACUCUUACAAUUAGACACUAGAAUACAUGUGGUAUGGAAUACAUGACAACCAUAAUGUAUUAAUACUAAAUUGUCUGCUUGUCAUUUACAGUCAUAUUUUUAUUAGAAAUUACAGUAAAGCAUAUAGAAUAUACUUAAAAUCGUCGAGUUCAUAUAAAUGACUGUACAAUAUAUACGUGGCGUCUUUCUUACAAAUAGAAAAGUUAUAACUUGUAAUUGACCUUUGUCAUUUCAAAAUAAUUCGUAAAAUAUGAUUAAAGAAAAUAUGAUAAAAAGCAAGGAUUUUCUAUCUGAAACUCUAGGAUCUUUCGACGUUGAAAAUCUAUUGUUAAUAUCAAGUAAAAUGAUUGGUUAUUCAGUCAUUCUAUCAACAUCUUUAUUUGCUGCUCUACCUCAAAUUAUCAAUAUAUUGAAAAAGAAAAGCGUUAAUGGCAUUCAUUUUCAUUUUAUUUUCUUAGCUCUUUUAACUUCGUGCUGGACUGUUUCCUAUUCGAUUUUCAAACGGCAUCCUUUUAGGUAAAAACGAGUAUGGGUGAUAUUUCCGGGCAUUCAUUUACGUAUAGUACAUAUAAUAUGUGCACACCACAUGGGAAAGGUCGUUGACAUUUCGAUUGUUCUUUAUAGUUUAUUACUAAAAGAAGACUUUGCGAAUUUUUUCUUGCUUUUUUAAAGAUUAAGACAAUUAAUAAAGAGACAAGACAUUCUGAACUCUGAACUAUUUUACUUUAUUCAUUAAAAACAUACGGAACGUUAUUAAUACGAUUUUUUUCCUUUCUUUUUGCAGCGUUUGGGGUGAAAACGUAUUUCUGAGCUUGCAACUAAUACUUAUAAAUAGUUUAUAUCUGUAUUAUACGAAAAAGAUUGGUUCUAUCCUUAUUUUAAUAAUAGGAAUUUUAUUAAUGAAUGUAAUACUCAUGUCAUCAAUAGUUCCUUUAGUUGUUCAUCAAUUUCUUCAAAUUAUAACAACUCCCAUGCUUGUCUAUUCCAGAAUAACUCAAGCGUAUAGCAACUAUAAAAAUUCUAGUAGUGGCGCAUUGUCUGGUGCAACUAUCCUUCUUCUAACUUUUAGAACUGGAGGAAGGCUUUAUACAAAUAUUAUUGAAACAGGAGACAUCUUAAAAAUAACUGUCAGCGGUACUCUUACAUGUUUAAAUAUGCUGUUAGCUUGUCAGGUCUUUUAUUACAAUAGAAAAAAGAAAAUAUUGUAAACAUGAUCUGUCGAAAUCGAUUAAAAAGAAAACACUAAAAUAGUACCUUUAAACUAAGAGAGCUUUUAGUAUGUGUUCUUGUCGUAAGGAACAUAUAUCAAAAUACUUUCAGAAGCAUAUUAUAAUGUAUACUCGUAGUUUCUAUAUAUAUAUAUAUAUUUAAUAAACUCUAUUUUUCAUGCUCGAUCAAAUAAAAAAUAGCCCUUUUUUCUUUAACACUUUUAAAAAGCUGCUAAUUUAAAGGUCAAGGUCCAAAUAAUUUAAAGUAAUAAACUCUCAAUAUUCACUAAUCUUUUUCUUGCAAUAUUUCUAUAAGAACUAAGUCUGAAUUUGCAUAAAUGUAUAAUUUGUAAAUAUUUUUUUAUACGAAAAUAGAUUUACUUUGUUGAACUUCCGGUAUUGUCGGUAAAGGUCGUCUGAAAAGUCGAAUAGAAAAUAGCGAAAAAUGCCAUCAAAUAUGAUAACAAGAAUACUUACUGGUCCUAGAUAUAGACAGCUAGCUCAAAAUUGGGCAGGAACUAGUAUGACUUUCGGAGCAGGACUUGCGAUUCUUGUAGGAUAUGGAACAGAGUGGAAGGCCGUCAUGCAAUAUGUACCAAUCUACAGUCUGAAAUAUAAAUCGGAUUAAAAAAAACAAACAUUUUCAUUAACAUAAUUUAAAACUUUUAAAAUUUAUUGUAAAAUCUUGAAUAAAGGAUCACACAAUAAAUUAUUGUUCAUACAAGACAUGACAUGCUGUUUAUACUAUUACAAUAUUCGUUUAGCCAAACUCAACAUAGACUAAAUAAUGAAAACUUGAAGGAAAAGAAACAAAUGCGAUGUUAAAUCAAUAAAGUAAACCUUUCCAAAAGCGUUGUCAGAAUCAUACAAAUUGACUUAAUAAAAUCCGUUCUGUCCAUGAUAAUUAUACCCUUUUAAGCUUUUUCUCAUACCAGUUUAUAAUAUCAAUGUUCUUAAAGAGAAAUUUUAAAGUAUUAAAGUUAUUUAAGAGAAUAUUAAAAAUAUUAAAUAUUAAUAAUUUUUACUGAUAGAAAGAAAAUUGUUAAGAGAAAUUAAUAAUUUGUAAAAAAAA